GAGACUGACCAUUUCUAGCAAAACGUUACAACAGCGCCAAAACCUAAAAUUCUAAUAUAGGAUACUUUACUUUCAAGCUGAUAUAAAAGUGCCAUCCUCAUAUUCGUGAUAAAAUGGCACAACAGGUGAACAUAAUAUUAUUUUUGGUCUUUGUGUUUUCUUUUUCAUUCAGCUGUAAUUAAUAUUUUAGGGACUACUUAAAAAUCUGCUUCUGACAUGCCGACCGUCGUACUCGUGUCGUUCUGAGAGUGCGUGUAAGUCCAUACUCAACCAUAGUCAUAGUGACCAUAGUCAUAGUGAUGAUAGUGUCAUGUCAUAGUAUAGUACUCACACUACUCAUAGUCAUGCUGUUGAAUAUUAAUAAAGUAUAAUUUAGUCUUAUUAACUUAUUUUUAUAAGAAACGAACUAACUACAAAAAUGUCACUGAUUUAGUUUAGGAUUUAUUUACGUUAGUUAGUGAUAGUGUCAUUAACUUAAGCAUGAUUACUCAUUGAAGUGAUUGUGACUAGUCACGGCUGGCAUGCCACAUGAAUAUGAAUACAGCACCAUGACAUGUAAUCAUGUAAAUUUAUGGCUUAUGUCGUGCAGUUAACCGCAUAGGUUUUGCCAAGAGUCCUCUCACUUUGGGAAAUCCCAUCACUGGACCAACAACAGUUGGACCUAAAAGAUGAGAAUGAUAAUUUUCCCAUUCUUCACUGAGCAUUAUUUAGCCAUUAUUUUAACCAAAAACAUAAUCUGACUAUUGAAACGGUUAAAAUGCAAUAAAUUUAAAUUAAAUUUUGCCUUUGAUUUUCAUUAACAUUCAACUUUUAAGGUUCAAUUCAAAAGAAAUGAAAAGGGAUACACAUCGAGGAUCCAAAAUGAACACUGGAAAAAAGAUGUGUGCAUGGGGCAUGGUUAUAAGUGCUUUUUUUUGUUGUUGUUGAAAACAGAAUUCCUGUCUGCUAAUCAUUUCUAUAAUAUUACAAUUUAACGGGACAUUUCAACAGUAUUUCUGGUGGAGGGGAACCCUUCCUCCCUCUUUGACGACAAACAUUCAAAUUCAGAUGAUCAAUUAAAUUUUGAAAUCUUUUAUAAAACGGAACUAUGGUCGGUAGUUGACCUGGGGAAACCUCCAUAACCUAUAUACAAUGGAAGAUAUCAACGGCCCUGCCGCUAACUGCAUUUUAGCCACAUAUCUUAUCCAAAAGUAGGAAUGUCCUCCUUUUUCAAUUAAAAUAAAAUGUUGUCCAGGCUCAGUCUCCAUGAAAAUUGAAACAUGGUUAAGUUCACUGCAAUUAGUUUGCUGAAAGAACACAUCAAUAACUUCAAUAAGUAAAAUAUGAAGAUAUUUAUACUUGUCUUGUAUUGAAAUCUUACCAAAGAAAAAGAGAUAUUUUAAUGUUCCCUUCAUUGAUGACAUGAAACUGUGAAACCAAAUUUGCAACCUGAUGUCAUUCAUCAAAUCUGAAGUAUAAGGUAUUAAGUUCUUUGAAGAUUAAAGGCUGCAUGAACAAUAAACAGUAUUUUUCAAAUCUUUCAUAACAAUUGAUUGUUAAAACUCAGAAUUGGUACUUUUGAGUACUUUGACCAAACUUCAAAUAAUGACUGAUUUUAACAUACAAUAUACAUCAUUUAAAAGUGCUAUUUGUAAUUGUAAGCUUUUGAUACCACCAAGAUCAUUUGUUCAUCGUUCAGGGACGUGAAGUUAUUAAUUUUUUUUUUAAAACAUAAACUUUUGUAUUUAAUACCAGUAAUGAAAACCUGUGACUGCUGCACUAUUUUGUCUUCAACUUUUUUUUUCAAGAUUAUUGUACUUAAUUUUCAUGAGACACUCACAAUCUAAUAUACAACCCAGUGAACACCACUAAUUUUAUAUAACCUCAUAGUAUAGAAAAUAACAUGCUCUCGUGCACAAGUUUCUGACACUGACCAACAUUCGGGCUUACUUAUUACUUAUACCAUUUAAAGACUAUAAGUUAUAAGUCUUAAACUUGCGUGCAUUGUAAAAAUAAAAAUAACUUGUUGCAGAUGCCCCAAGCCGGGGGAGAUAAAAGAAAUGAAGCUGAUAAAGACAGGGAGAAGAAAAAGAAAGAAAGCAUUUUAGACCUAAAGAAAUAUCUAGACAAACCAAUACGAGUCAAGUUCAGUGGUGGAAGAGAAGGUAAUUCUUAUUUUAAUUUGUUUUUUGUGAGAUUUCCAUCUUUUUUUAAUUUAUUCAUGUGAUUUCUGAGAUUGUGAAUUAAUUUCAUAAAUCUUUAAUUUUUUAAAAUUUUUAUUUCACUAUUUUUUUAAUUGUGUUUAUUGUCUUUUGUAAUUGAUUCAUGUUAAUUUAAAACAAGCAACUAAUCCAAAAUCAGUAAGCAUGUCCAAAGACAUUUAAGGUUAAACCAUGGGCCAAUUUAUUUUGAUAAUAUUAUUAUUAUUUUUUUUCUAAAUUCAACAGCAAGUGGAAUCUUGAAAGGAUUUGACCAACUUUUAAACCUUGUCUUAGAUGGCACCACAGAAUACCUUAGAGGUGGGUGUAUUUUAAUUCUUAUCUUUUAUUCUUACAAGUUCAAGCAGGUCCCACUUUGAGACUUACAAAUAAAAUGAACUUAAAUGAUUUAUUAAAAUUUCUUCCAGUAACAUCAUUUAUUUUUUUGUUACUAAAACUAAAAAAUAGAGCAAAUUUUGUCGUUUUUUUCCUUGUUUGUCUUUAUGUCUGUUUGAACAAAAGAAUAACCUUAACUAUUUUUAAUUUUAAGCCCAUGCUUUAUUUUUUAAUAAAUGGGAAGUAACUCAGAUUUUUCUUUGAACAACAUAGAUAGCUUUUUUUUUUUUAAGAUCUUAAUUAAAUAUAACAAACCUUAAUACAAAUGUUUCCAGAGAUAGAUUAUUAAGAAAAAGUCUAAUGUAAUAUGGGGGGGGGAGGGGCACCAGAGAUUGAGAAAAUCUAGAUUUUUGCACCUUGAGGAUUUGAGCAGUCUUGGAGGGCAUUUGAUUUAGUAGCUAAUGUCAAAUAAUAAUGAGAGAAAUGUUUAAGAGCCCAUUUCUUUGUAAGGGGUAGGAAAAAUUAAAGGUGUUUUGACAGGCUAAAACGUGUUCUAUUUCUUCCAAGUUAAGUUUUUACUUCAUUUUUUUUUUUUUCUGUCAAUAAUUUCAGAUCCUGAUGACCCAUUUAAACUAACUGAAGACACAAGAGCGUUAGGCCUAGUUGUUUGUCGUGGAACAUCUGUCGUCUUAAUUUGUCCAGCUGAUGGAAUGGAAGCCAUAGCAAAUCCCUUUGUCCAACAGGAGUAGAGCUUGCGACCUGGUGGCAGUGAGAAAUGAAUGGAGGGUGUCUGGGUCAUGUCAGGUUUGGUGCAGACGUUACAACUCCAGAAAGGCUGGAAUGUUUUGGAGAUUAUUUAACUUUUCCUGGAGCACGGAGAGACAUGAGUGUGCUGAAGAAUGUUUAGGUUCAGUGCUGAACCAAGGAGCAUCAUUAAACUAAGUUAAGAAUCGAUAUAAUGAUUAUCAAAAAUGUGCAUUUCGUUGCCCAUCAUGUAAAUUCAGAGCAAGUAAUUAAUGAAUCUUAUAAUACAUGUAUUUAGAAAUGUUUUCAUUAUGUUUGAUAUUCUCACUGCUAACGUUGAAAGGAGAUUUUAAUGUUUUGUAUAAUAUUGUUUUAAAGUUAGAAGUGGAUGAAAAUAAUUUUUUAUCACAUAUCAAGCCACAUUAUAAAAUUUUUUUUAUAAUGUAGCUUUUUAUGAUGUGAUAAAAAUGAUCUUUUUGCUGUAAAGUGAAGUAAAUUUCCAUUCUGGUCCUGGUACAUCAAAUGUCUCCUCAAAUUUGGUUGCUUUAUGUCUAAGAUAUAACAUAUAGUGUUCUUCUUUUUUUUUUAAUAUUUCACCAACAUUGUCAUCGAUUACGUUUGGGUGCUUCAGUGUUUCAAAUAACUUGAUUAUUUAAUAACAUAUGCUACUUUUCUUAAGUAUUAGUUUGAAAAUGGCAGGGGGAUUCCAUGACAUGCACAUCAAUGGAUUCACUUAUUUCGGAAAAAAUACAUAGGUUUUCAUAUCAUAUGCAUCUGAUUUUUUUUUAUGAAGCAUAAAAUGGCAUAAAUAAUCAGUACUCAGACCGAAUGGGCCUUCUCUAGUGUUGCAUUCUAUAAAAUUCUAAUCAUUCAACUUUUUCAAAGAAGAGCCAUUUUUAAUUUCAUCUUUACCUAUUAUGCCAUGAACCAGUUAGAACCGGGCUGCCACGUUUCAGGGAUAUAAAUUGAUGGGGUAAUAAUUAAGCUCAUUGUUGUUGUAAUAUUGUGAGAGAGAUUUCCAUCAUUUGCCUAUUGCUUGGUACCAGCUUACCAUCUCAUAAGAGUCUGUGAAUGAUUGAUUGAAUGACUAUGAGAGACGCCAAGUUAACAUAAAUUUUUUUUACAUAUGCUCUCUUCUAGCUAAGUUGUUAUUGAUUAUGUAAACACAAUGUUUUAUGAUUUUUAUUGUACAGUUGUUUAUUAAAAUAAUUUUUUUUUUCUCUUUUUUUAAAUUGUUUUGUUGGAUGUUUGGUACAACUUUGAUGCGUGGCACCUUUAGACGUAUGUGUAAUUGUAUUUGAGUAUUUGCCCCUCUCUUUCUCCAGGCUUGGUUCACUCCUCAUUGAUGUUGUCAGUCUUACUUGAUGAUCCUGUCAAGGUGUCAGUACUAAUGGAAUCUUACUGUUACCGUCCAGUUGUCGG
Messenger RNA from Lymnaea stagnalis (great pond snail), 4679 nucleotides. The record is from the annotation of a GenBank genome assembly. Lineage: Eukaryota; Metazoa; Mollusca; Gastropoda; Lymnaeidae.